UUUGCCAGUGCGCAUGAGCAAGGGAUAUCGUACCUCAUCUUCAUGCUGGUCGGCCUCGCUCAAAUAAAACAGGAGCCACUCGAACUACCAGCUGCAAACGAACCCCUUCGGCGGCCUCAAGAAAGUCAGAAGGUCAGGCCGCGCAAUAAGAUGCAGUUCUUCCCGAACCACUAAAGAGCAGACAGAACAUAACUACACAACCCACUGAGGACACAGUUUCCAUCUCUUGCUCUGUUCAAUACAGAGGUAUCGGCGACUCAGAAUACAAACCCCUUCCCAUCACCGGCAUGUCCACUGUCUCUUCAGCAACCCCUGUCCCUCAUCAGGGGGUCAAUCCCCCACCUCCGGAGGUGACCAAUCCCGGUAAACCAGGUCGAAAAACCAACCAACUACAGUACAUGCAAAAUGUCAUGGUUAAGACAUUGUGGAAACACAACUUUGCCUGGCCUUUCUACGUGCCAGUUGAUGCCGUGAAGUUGGGACUUCCAGAUUACCAUAAGAUCAUAAAGCAACCUAUGGACAUGGGAACCAUCAAGAAGAGACUGGAGAAUAAUUACUAUUGGAGUGCCAGUGAGUGCAUGCAGGACUUUAACACUAUGUUCACCAACUGUUACAUAUAUAACAAGCCUACAGAUGACAUUGUCCUGAUGGCACAGGCCUUGGAGAAGAUCUUCCUGCAGAAAGUGGCUAUGAUGCCCCAGGAGGAGGUGGAGCUUUUGCCUCCUGCACCUAAACCCAAAAAGAGCAAAAGCAUUGGUGGUUUGGAUGGUGGUGAGUCUCCAUCGUCCGUCCCUGUCUCUACAACACCAGUGAUUGGCUCAUCGCCAAUGUCUACCAUCAUACCCAAUGUCCCAGCUGUCCAGAGCUCACCAAAUGCCAUGAUGCCCUCACAACCUCUAGUCAAAAAGAAAGGGGUAAAGAGGAAAGCAGACACCACCACCCCCACAACAUCUGCAAUCACAGCCAGCCGGAGCGCGUCACCCAGCCCCCUCUCAGAGGCCAAGCAGGGCAAGGUAAUGUCCAGACGAGAGAGCACAGGCCGUCCCAUCAAAGCCCCGAAGAAAGACCUGGAGGAAGGGGAAUUGGGACAGCACGGCACCAAGCGGAGCCGAAUGAGUGAGCAGCUCAAAUACUGCGACAGUAUCCUGAAAGAAAUGCUGUCGAAGAAACAUGCGGCGUAUGCCUGGCCCUUCUACAAGCCUGUUGACGCUGAGGCUCUGGAGCUACAUGACUACCAUGAAAUCAUCAAGCACCCCAUGGACCUCAGCACUGUCAAAAAAAAAAUUGAUGGUCGGGAGUACCCAGAUGCACAAAUGUUUGCAGCAGAUGUUCGAAUAAUGUUCUCAAAUUGUUACAAGUAUAACCCACCAGAUCAUGAGGUGGUUGCCAUGGCCAGGAAGCUCCAGGACGUAUUUGAGAUGCGUUUUGCUAAGAUGCCCGAUGAGCCAGUGGAGCUGAGCCCCGGUGUAGGCGGGGUGGUCAGUAAAGGCGACAACUCGAGCAGUGGCGACUCCUCCAGCUCGGGCACCUCCGACUCGGAGGAGGAGCGUGCCACCCGGCUCGCUGAGCUGCAGGAACAGGUGGGUGCGGAACAGUGUAUCUCUGUGGAGCGCCCCAAUGGUAGCGGGCAGGGGAAAAAAAACGGGUGCACCAAGCAUUUUCAGCUAAAGGCCGUCCACGAACAGCUUGCAGCGCUUUCUCAGGCCCCAGUGAGUAAACCGAAGAAGAAGAAAGAAAAGAAAGUGAAAGAAAAAAAGAAAAAAGACAAGGACAACAAGCACAGCAAAACCAAGCCAGAGGAGGAGAAGAAGGCCAAGUCUGGGCAGCCUGCCAAACAGGGCCAGCAGAAGAAGCCCUCCAGGAAAAGCAACAGUACCGUGACUGGCUCCAGGCAACAAAAGAAGGGGGGGCGGGGUUACGAGUCUGAUGAGGAGGAGUCUCUGCCCAUGACGUAUGACGAGAAGCGUCAGCUCAGCCUGGACAUCAACCGGCUCCCAGGGGAGAAGCUAGGCCGGGUUGUACACAUCAUCCAGUCCCGAGAGCCCUCGCUGCGAGACUCCAACCCAGAUGAGAUCGAGAUUGACUUUGAGACGCUCAAGCCCUCCACCCUACGUGAACUUGAGCGAUAUGUCAAAUCCUGUUUACAGAAGAAACAGCGGAAACCCCAACAGAAGGGAGCUGGGUCCGGGACUGGUGCCUCCCGCCUCAGUGGCAGCAGUAGUUCUUCAGACUCUGGCAGCAGCAGCUCUAGUGGGUCCAGUUCUGAUAGCAGCGACUCCGACUGAAAUGUGCAGCCCAACAUUUGAUGGGAACCUUUUUUUCUUAAACUUUUUUUUUUUUUAUUUUUUUUUUACAAACAUUGAAUGCAUAGUUGUUUCCCCUGCUAAAACAUUUUAUAUGAGAAAAAAAUAUAUAAUGUCAGAACAUGUAAAUCUUUUUUUUUUUUUAAGUAAAUUCCUUUAAAAAAAGGGAAAGUAUAGAUGACUUGACAGAGUUGUUUUUGUUUCCUCUGACGUUCAAAGGGAUGUGUUAAAAAUCGACCAAACUUUAAAUCAUGUUGUAAUCCUCUCGUGGAUGUGUGCCAGAUGGCUUUGCUUUUUUCAACAUUAUCAACAUGCAUUUCAAAGUGAAGGAGUUGUUGCAGUUUUGAAGAAGGAGCAGAACCCUUCAUCCUCCUCGCCACACCCCUGCAACACGAACAGCCAUAAGUCCAAUUCAAUGUACUCGCUGAAACAUCAUUUUAACGACUCAUCCAGCGGUAUUUUUCACGUUAUAGGCCUAUAUGUGCAUUUUGGCUUGUUUCCUGCAACCUUUUGACUUCCUACAAAUCCUAAACCUCUGAAUGUGCCUCUGAGUGGCACAUUUCAGAUUAUUCAGAGCAAUCUAGUUGGGUAUCUUCAGCAUCAUAUGAAGUCAGAUUUGUAAGAGAAAUUGGGUUGAUGCUAUUCUUUCACUGCACUCUGUUUAUUGACAUGGCGUCUUAAUUUACAAACUAGCCGUAUGUAAUGUAGCAAAACAAUUCUGUUUGUUACUAACUGGUCUGAGAGGUUAUCAAUGAAAAUAUUAUUCCUUUUGUAUGACUUUGAGGCAGAAGAAAAUACAAUAAAAUUAUUCACUUAAGUUUUAUUGCCCAUAACCACUAGGCAUAGUGACCUCUGCAUAUUUCCUGGCCUGCGUCCUGCCUGAUCUACCAUCUUCAAAUGAAUGUAUAUAUGAUACCCUGAAAGAUUGAACUCCAUCACAUCAGUCACAUUGUGUACAUCACUGCUUUAUAUAUGAUGAAACAUCCCAAACUGCACAAAACAGACCUGUGUGUACAUAUUCGGUACACUGUGGAGCUGGAAAAGUCUUUCACUUAAGAGUAGGGACAUAAAUUGUCUCCUGUUGGUGCUCUAUUCCAAACAGAGCCGUACUGUGUCCCGGAUUUUAAUUGUUUAUUAUGGGGGUUGUAUGGUGUUGUUACUAUGUACAAUGAAAGCAGGACAAUGUUGUGAUCAAUGAGUCUUCCUCUGAUGUGUUGGACAUAGGUUCUCAAACCUCUCCUCUUGGAUCCCUAAACAUUUUUAACAGUGUGGUUGUAAACCUGAACUUGCUUUCCUGUCUUGUCAAGGCCUUGAUAAUUAGUUGACAAGCUGAUUCAGGUGUGCUAGCUCUGGAAUAAUUCCUGGUUCGGUACAUGGAACGGUUGGGGUCCCUGAGGAGAGGUUUGAGCACCACUGAUAGGGUAUUGAUUUCUGAAUGUAAGUUGCUAUCGGGGUCUCCAGUAUUAUCAUUAUAUGUCACAGCUCUUUAUUAUGAUUUUUUUUUUAAAUUCACUCUGUCAAUUCAUCAUAUUUUUAUCUCUGUGAACGGUUAAUUAUUCAUUAGAGAAUAUCCCUCAUGACAUUUUUAUUCCAUUCUUGUAAUGAUGCAUAUGAUUGUUUCAUGAAAUGUAUCUGACCGUAGUGUCAAUGUUUUGCCUGAUGUACAUUUUUUAGGCAUUUUUAAACUUUUUUUUUUUUUUUAAAUACCAUGAACAUUGAAGCCACUUUGGAUUUCCUUUACUGUUAAUACGUAUAUACAUUAUAGAUUUAGUCAUAUGCAUUGUUAUUUUAAGCUAUGGUGGAAAUAAAGAUUUGUGUGGUUUUGUGGUAAUGUCCCUCAUAUCGGGUUGCACUUAACUGCAAAACUCCAAAUGAUCGUGUAUGCAUUUCUUUGCCUAUACCAUUGUUCUUCAAUACAUGCCCUAUCAGGUUUUUCUAAGAAUUAUUUCUUUUAGAGGCAAAAGACAAAUUAUAUAUAUAUAUAUAUAUAUAUAAAUACAAAUAUAUAUAUACAACUUUUAGUUUAUUUCUAGUCCCUGGUCAAACUAUAAUAGUUCUUUUUUAUAUUUUCAAAAGCAAAUGUUUACUUUUUAUCCUUGAUGUGCAUGCAACUUUAUUGAAACUUUCUAAUCCCUUUUUUGAGCUGUUUAUUAUCUUUCUGUAAAUGUCAGUCAUUGCAACAAAUCAAGGAUUCUGUGUAAGUAGUUAUAGGCUUGUUUAUUGCAAUAUGGGCAGGUAGGAUUUGAUGUGUGGGGACUGGAGGUAGAAGCUAACAUUUGAUGUUAUCGCUAACCUGGAAUCGGAUUCAUUCUAUUUCUUUUUUUUGUAAAUAAAUGACAAAACACCCUAAAAAA
Esox lucius (northern pike) is the source of this 4657-nucleotide messenger RNA. RefSeq names its product bromodomain containing 3a (gene brd3a). Bases 288 to 2285 code for a protein of 665 amino acids. Gene Ontology annotation, cellular component: chromatin; nucleus. The record is from RefSeq and is a predicted model, not a curated record. Gene Ontology annotation, biological process: regulation of DNA-templated transcription; chromatin remodeling. NCBI's taxonomy places the organism in Eukaryota, Metazoa, Chordata, Actinopteri, Esociformes, Esocidae. The transcript has 12 exons.